This is a messenger RNA of Cetraspora pellucida, 311 nucleotides long. NCBI's taxonomy places the organism in Eukaryota, Fungi, Glomeromycota, Glomeromycetes, Diversisporales, Gigasporaceae. The record is from the annotation of a GenBank genome assembly.
GCUGUAGAGCUAAAAAAAAAUUGUCAAAUAACUUCAAAGCAAAAAUUGAAAAUUAUUAAUAAAGAAGAUGCUUACAAUAAUUUGAUAGUUGCUAGAGAUAAUAAAGAAGCAUUUGAUAAAGAGAUAGUUAAUGAGGAAGAUGAAAAAGUGUUUAAUAAUAAUGAGAAGAUAAUAAUCGAUAAUGAGAUAUUUAAAGAAAUAACUGAUAAUGAGAUGUUUAAUGAAGAAAUAAUUAAUGAUAACAUGUUUGAUAAAGAAAUAGUUAAUGAUGAGAUAUCUAAAAAUUUUUAUAAAAUAGAUAUUGAUAAAAG